This is a messenger RNA of Prunus armeniaca (apricot), 303 nucleotides long. The record is from the annotation of a GenBank genome assembly. NCBI's taxonomy places the organism in Eukaryota, Viridiplantae, Streptophyta, Magnoliopsida, Rosales, Rosaceae.
AUGUUUACGGCAUUGCUGAUACUGGCAGUGACCUACUGUGGCCACAAUGUAUAUCGUGUGAAUGCUGCUACAAGCAGAUUAAUCCCAAGUUCGAUCCCAAAAAGUCCUCAACGUCUUCCUUGUGCUGUACAAGAAUGCCAGUGUAUCCCCACUUCUUGUUCACCUCGAAAUCUUUGCAGUUACGAUUAUGAGUAUGAAGACGAUUCAGUGACCGAAGGGGUAUUGGCCAAGGAGACAAACCUUGAGAUCCACCUCAGGGGAGGCUAUUUCAUUGAAAAACGUUGUGUUUGGCUGUGGACAUAA